Molecule: messenger RNA, 945 nt
Organism: Cercospora beticola
Lineage: Eukaryota; Fungi; Ascomycota; Dothideomycetes; Mycosphaerellales; Mycosphaerellaceae
Product: BTB/POZ domain-containing protein
Molecular function (GO): protein binding
Source: RefSeq, a predicted model, not a curated record
AUGCCAAGCUUGCCGUUUGUGACUUCACUUGGCCUGCAUAAGGCUCCACCCUGCGCGGCUGUCCAGCCAAGUCCGCGCGCAAACAUCGUCGCAUUGCUCUACUCACGCAUUUCAACUCUCUGGCACUACCAGAACAGUGGAUCGAGGGAUAUGGUUGAGUCGAUUGGUGCCACACCUGGCGAGAUACCUGUCGCCUGCAAGCCCAUGGUCAACAGAGUCAUGCAGCUCUUCCAAUCAGCCAAGUACAGUGAUCUCAAGGUCACCUGCAACGACUUCACCUGGGACGUCCAUCGCGCAAUUGUGUGCCCAGCAGCCGAAUACUUCAGAUCACGCUGCGAAUACACGCCCGUCGGGCAGCUCGAUACAAUCAAGCUUCUAGAUGACAACGUCAAAAUAGUAUACGCGAUGUUCCAGUACAUUUACACCGCCGACUACAACGACGACUUUGCGCCCGAGAUUCCACCCGUUCUGUUCAAUGUCCACGUUCAUAACAUGGGGAGCAAAUAUGGGGUUCUCCAUCUCUGCAAGCUCGCUGAAGCAAAGUUCACAAAAGUCGCCAUGAAAGAGUGGGAGUCAGAGGAUUUUGUGAAGGCCAUAGCCGAGAUGUACACGACAGAGCCAGAGUCGAAACAAGUUCUUCAGAAGACAGCAGCCAAAAUCGUGGCUAGGCGGGCCAAACUUCUGCUCAAGGCCGAAGACUCCAUGUUCGCCGAGCUCUCGAGGGAGAUAGGCCUUUUUGCUCACGACGUCGCUAUGCAACUUAUGGGCACAACUUUUCCGGAGCGGGACAACGAGCUUCGUUAUGAGUGCCCGAGCUGCAAGAAGACUUUUGUUCGGGAGAAGCUUCCCGCGCACGGCAAGGAUUCGGGAGAGGUUUACGGCUGGUGUCCGUUUGGUUGCGGCCAUGACUACGUCGAGAACUUCAACGUGGUCGACGAAUAUUGA